Molecule: messenger RNA, 3229 nt
Organism: Cladocopium goreaui
Lineage: Eukaryota; Dinophyceae; Suessiales; Symbiodiniaceae
Source: the annotation of a GenBank genome assembly
GUCCCGACUCACAGUUUUGAGCCGCCAUGGCAGUACGGGAGGUCUCUAUCCACGACUCCUUGCGUUUACUGAAGACCCACCUGCCACAGUUCGGCGCGGCGGAUGUCUGGGUACCUCGUAGCUGGCCCCUGACGCAGGGUGAUUUGAGCAGCCUGGAGGUGGAACGGUGCAUGGUGAUGGCAGAUCACUUGCUCUCCUACGACGCCUUGCUGAACUCUUUCCCUCCCUUGGUUUGGACCGGGACGAAGAGCGAAGUGGCGAAGUGUCUGGAGUUGCAGCGUGGCAAGGAGUCUACGGUGCAGGGAGUGAAGGGCGUGGCAACGCACUUCGUGGCCAUCGAGGCGACGACUUCGACACGCGACGAACCCGCGGAGCUGUUGAGCGUUGCAGCAGUGCGAGAAGGGGAGAAGGUGACGUAUCAAAACACCUCCACCGUAGUUCCCAUUGAGCUGGAAGAUGUGGCAGGAUUGAAAGGACUGCUGCAGAACGACCUUUUGGUGGCCAUGCUGCGCUUCUGCCGUGCUCUGCACAUCACUGAUCUGCAGUGCAGACUGGGCAGAAAUGGCUCUACCCCUUGCAUCAUAGAAGCACAGUUGCAGCUGGACGAAACGGCCGGCUACCUCUGCCACGACCUGUGGGGCCCCCUGCGCUUCCCUGUGGGCUUCGGACGCCCAGAGUUGCCCGAGGAACGACUGGUACACGACCUGGAUGCGCGGACAGGCGCCUCGUUGAAGUUCACCCUGCUGAACCGCCAGGGCCGCGUGUGGACACUGAUCGCCGGCGGUGGGGCGUCGGUGGUCUACACCGACACCAUCUGCGAGUACGGCUUCGCGAAAGAGCUGGCCAACUAUGGCGAAUAUUCUGGGGAUCCGCCUGAGGAGUUCGUCUACGAGUAUGCCAAGAUUAUCCUUGGUGUCAUGACGUCAUCACCGGAACCACAUGGCAAGGUGCUACUGAUUGGUGGAGGAGUGGCCAACUUCACUGAUGUGGCGAGUACCUUCAAGGGCCUUGUUAGAGCCCUGAAAGAAUUUGGUUCUGCACUGAAAGCCUGCGGCACGAGCGUGUGGGUACGUCGGGGCGGGCCAAACUAUGCGGAGGGCUUGGCGAAGAUGAAGAACGCCUGCGAGGAAAUGGGCCUUCCUGCAAGGGUCUAUGGUCCGGAGGCCCAUUUGACCUCCAUUGUCCGCGAUGCUUUGACAACCAGCGCGGCCGGUGGACUCAAACCUCUCGCCGAACCCAACGUGAAGAUUCCAGCGGUGAAGCCGGAUGGUGAUCAUCCACAGAAAAAACUGCGAGGAGAAAGUCAGCCUUUGAUGGAAUUUUCCGUCGAAACACAAGCUUUCGUCUACGGAAUGCAAGAAAAGGCAGUGCAGAGGAUGUUAGACUUCGACACCUUGUGCGGCCGCACGACGCCCAGCGUCGCCGCCGUGGUGAACCCCACGGGGGAGGCGACCUUCGCCAAGUUCCUCUUCGGCUCCAGCGACGUGCUGAUCCCCGUCUACACGUCUCUUCGCGACGCAGUUGAACGACAUGGCAAGGCGCCCAAGAUGUUGGUGAACUUCGCAUCGUUCCGCUCCGUCUUCGACUCGAUCAUGGAGGCCUUGGAGUUCUCAGAGGUGAUCAAAACACAGGCCAUCAUUGCCGAAGGUGUCCCCGAAGCCCUGACGCGACGCUUGCACCAUGAGGCAGCCAAGAAGGCGGUGGGCAUCAUCGGCCCCGCCACCGUGGGCGGCAUGAUGCCGGGCCGCUUUCGCAUCGGCAACGCUGGAGGGGCCCUGGAGAACUUGCUCUUGGCCAAGCUGUAUCGCCCAGGAUCAAUUGGCUACACCACGAAAUCUGGUGGCAUGAGCAACGAGCUGAACAACAUCGUGGCUCUGAACACGGAUGGCGUCAGAGAGGGCAUUGCCAUUGGAGGAGAUCGCUGGCCGGGCGUGCGUUUCUUGGACGUGCUGCUGCGCUUUGAAGCCGAUCCCAACAUAAAAAUGAUGGUCCUGUUGGGCGAAGUCGGUGGUCGCGAGGAGUACCUGGUGGCCGAGGCCCUGGCCGACGGCCGCCUCAGCAAGCCGCUAGUGGCCUGGUGCUGCGGCACGGCGGCGGAAGCCUUCGACUACGAGGUGCAAUUCGGCCAUGCGGGCGCCCGCGCGCGAGGAGACGAGGAAACGGCCGGCGCCAAGAACCGGGCCUUGGCCAAAGCAGGCGCCCACGUCCCUCGAAGCUUUGACGAAUUUGGCGAUUUGAUCGCGGCAGUGUAUCAGGUCUUGGUGAAGGCAGGUGCCAUCGUGGUGGCCGCUGAGCCCUCGGUGCCGAAGCUGCCCAGCGAUUACGACGCGCUGAAGAAGAAGGGACUGGUGCGAAAGCCCGCGAACAUCGUCUGCUCCAUCAGCGAUGAUCGAGGGGCUGAAGCCACUUAUGCAGGUGUUCCCAUCUCGGAAGUGGCCAAAGAUGAGCAGCUGGGCGUUGGGGGCGCCAUCUGUUUGCUGUGGUUCAGGCGACGCUUGCCUCCCUAUUUCUGCAAGUUCAUUGAGCUCUGCAUGAUCACCACUGCCGACCACGGUCCCUGCGUCUCUGGUGCGCACAACACCAUUGUGGCCGCGCGGGCGGGAAAGGAUUUGGUGUCUUCUUUGAUCUCUGGAUUGGCCACGAUUGGUCCCCGCUUCGGCGGCGCCUUGGACGAUGCGGCGCGGAUGUUCUGCGAGGCCUUCGAUCUGAAGCUGACGCCCGAGAAGUUCGUGGAGAAGUGCAAAGCAGAAAAGACUGUCAUUGCGGGUAUUGGACAUCGAAUCAAAUCCUUGGACAAUCCGGAUGCCAGAGUAGUCCUGAUCAAGGAAUAUGUGAAGAAACAUCUGCCCUCCACGCCGCUGCUGGACUUUGCAUUGGCGGUGGAACAAGUCACCACCAAGAAAAAGGCCAGCCUCAUCUUAAACGUGGACGGUUGCAUCGCCGUGUGCUUCGUGGACUUGCUACGGACCUGCGGCGAAUUCUCCAGGAGCGAAGCCGAUGACUUCGUCACCCACGGCGUCCUCAACGGUCUCUUCGUCUCCUCGCGCACGCUGGGCCUUGUGGGGCACUUCUUGGACCAACGCCGUUUGAAGCAGCCUCUGUACAGACAUCCCCAAGACGACGUCACGUACCUCGCGUGAGUAGGAAAAGCCCCGUGCGGGCUUCCAAGCCAUCGAUUUUUUUGCAGUUAUGGUCCUAUAGCCAGUUAUAAAUGGGAUGGAAUGACUCC